AUUUUUUCCCUGUACAAUUAAGUAAUUUCAAUACCAACAACAUUGGGUAGGUAACCAAACAGGAAGGCCGGUACUGAAAUUCAGUAUGGUGCUGGCUUCACCAUAUGGAUUCUCUCAAGGUAGAGUUAUGUCCUUUAUAAAUGAAUCUAACUUGGCAUUCAACCCAGAACCUCUAAAAUUGCUGGAUGAAAUGUAGUUGGGUAGACCAGAUUGUGGCAGUUACUGUCCUUUUACAUAACUUGUUUUAUCAGCUAUUGUUUCCUAUUGUGUCUGUAUACAGCAGUUUUUAUUAAGACCAACCAAAAUAACACAAAACAGGGUGCAAGCUUCCAAAUUCUCCAGAUCUCUUCAUUGGGCUCCAAAAGGGUUCUGGAGAACUCUGAAGCUUGCAUAUGUUUUGAUUUUAAUUGAUCUUAAUAAAAUAUGUUACCCGCUUUUGAGUUUGAUCUUUGCUUUAGACCUACAGCCUCUGAGGUACUUUUAGUUAUUAAUGGAAAAGGUAGUCUGCACAUGCUCAGAGGCAUUUACUUAGCUACUUUACAGAACUAAGUGCUGACAUUGAAGGGGGGAAAUGUUCCUGGGCAUAAGCUGUGGCAGAACCUUAUUUGUAGCAGCUUCAAAGUUGCUAUGCACACCUAUGACCUAGAACUGGCUGUGACAGUUUAUCUUUCUGUAGUCUACAGAAGACUGGUAGGAAAUUGUUUAAAAAACUCAAAAUUCCAUCUUGGACAAAUACUCACUCCUUGGGAGUAAGUAGAGUUAAUUGUUCUGGCAGAUCAACUGCAAUCAUAAAGAGAGCUAUACACAUCUUUUAAAAUAAAUUGAUAUCAGUGGGCUUAUUCGAGUGUAACUGUCGGAAUAAACCCAGUUGUAAAGGCAGCGCUAACUGCAAAGAACGGAAAGUGCUCCCGACCACGUGAGCAACCACAACCGGCCCUUAUAUCCUCGAUCAGAGAGGUGGGCUUUCAGGCGAGGGACGGUGCUCUUCAGUUCCGGCUUCCCCCCGGGCCCUAUCUGACGGUUAAAGCUGUAGCUGCAGCCGAUGCUCUGGAAGAGGUGCCCGCCCCUCUUUCGCCCAAGCUGGGAGGGGCGGGACGUUCGCUGUCGCCGGCGGGCUCCUUAGUCCCUCGUCGCUAGAGGGCCCGAGUGCAGCUGCUGUUGCAACAUCCGGCUCCCGUUGCCAUAGUGACGGCGUCGGUCCAUUUCGAUGCCGCCAUGGAGGAGCCGAUCACUGUCCUGCUGCCAGGCGAAGCUGAAGUUUUGGUGCGGGAGUUAAAAAACUUCCCCCUGCGGGAUAUCGGAGAUCACGGGUGGCUUCGUCAGCAUGAAUAUAUUCAGAAACUGAACAUGCAAGCCCUACUGAGUGCUUCUGCUGGGCAUGAGCAGUUCCUUAGUGAGCUUUUGGUGAACUAUGCCAAGAUACCAACUCUUGUUGAGGAACUAAUAACUGUGGAAAUCUGGAAGCAGAAGAUCUUUCCUAUAUUAUGCAAGUUGAAGGAUUUCAAACCAAAAAGCACGUUUCCCAUAUACUUGGUGUUGCAUCAUGAAGCUUCAAUUAUUAAUUUCUUGGAGACAAUGUUUUUUCACAAAGAAAUCUGUGAAUCUGCGGAGGAUAUUGUUCUGGACUUGAUAGAUUACAGCCAUCGGAAGCUAACCCUCCUAGCAGCUCAAAGUGCCAGUGGAAAGAUUCCAAAUAAGCUUCUUGCAGAGGAUCUUCAAAAUGCUUCAUCAAUGCAGGAGUUAAAGAAGCAAGCAGAGAUGAUGGAGUUUGAUAUCUCAUUGAGAGCCUUGUCUGUGCUCCGUUUCAUCACAGAUCAGAUAGAGAGGUACAUUGAUUUGCCAGUGAGUGCGGUGACAAGAAUGCUGAACACCCACAACUUUCCAUGUCUCUUGGUGCAAUUGGUAGAACAUUGUCCAUGGAGCUGCUAUGAAGAAGGGAAGCUGAAGAAGUUUGAGAAUGGGGCAUGGUAUGUGGUGCCCCAUGAAGACCAUAAAAAGAUAACUAAGUUGGAUGGACAAGUGUGGAUUGCCCUCUAUAAUCUCCUCCUUGGCACAGAAUGCCAGCGCAAGUACAACUUUGACAAUUUCAAUAAAAACCAGCUGCUGAAGCUCCGUGCUUUCCUGACUGAUACUGUUAUUGACCAGUUCCCCAAUCUUUUGGAGAUGCAAAGAUUUUUGAGCCAUCUAGCAGUGACAGACCCUGUUCCACCCAAGAAAGAUCUCAUACUAGAGCAGAUUCCUGUAAUCUGGGAUCAUGUUAUCAGAGAGAACAAUGGAAAAUGGCAGGCAAUUGCCAAGCAUCAAGUAAACAAUAUGUUUAGCCCUUCAGAAGAGGAGCUGAGAAGCCAGGCUUGCAAAUGGGCACAGACAUACAACCUGGAUGUGAUAGAAUCCCUCAUCCCAGACAAACCCAAGUGUGCAGUGUGUGGCUCUGCUGCAGCAAAGCGUUGCUCCCGCUGCCGGAAUGAAUGGUACUGUAGACGACAGUGUCAGGUGCAGCACUGGCAGAAGCACAAGAAAGCUUGCAAUUUGAUGGCAGAUGCCCUGAAGAAAAUAGAUGAUGAUGUAAAAAUGCAGACAAAGCCUCCUGAGUAAUUUCCUUGGGCCACUGAAUUUUCUCUGGUUCUUAUUUUGAACAAAUAGGAAAGAUUCAGAGUUGGAUCUCAAAGACACCUCUACUGCCUUACUUCUGAAUUGUGGAGGGUUAUGGACUGCUCCAAAUUUCACACUAGGGACUGAAAAUGCCAACAUGCUUUAUUUUCAGUUACACCAGUAACAAGUACUACCUAAUGCUGAAGAAACUCCCAGCAGAUAGUCUUAUUAAAUCUAUGAGCCAUCUUGUGUACUGCUUUAGAUUCAGUAGCUCUUCCAGUUCCCUGGAACUGAGGGCCUAACUAGACAUGAUGACAUUCUUGUGGUGGUCAUGAGGACACCAUCACUUUCUUAAAGUAAUUUUAAAAUGCCUUGAGGGCCCUAUACUGAUCAGGCCCAUAAUGCAGCUGACUGAAGUACCAAAAUACACCCCCAGCAGCUGUUUCAGCACUUAAGCAUGGGGGAAGGAGGGAUGACAAGAACACCUCAGACUGCUGCCUUUGAGGCAUUUUUAAUUACUUUAAAAUGCUUAGUUUGACCCUGAGAUUAACGGUAGGCUCUACACUAAUAAAGUAACAGCAGAGGUGAGGAAAUUGACUUGCAGGUCUUUUCUUCUUAUGAACAAUGGCUGUGACUGCUGCCCAGAGUACAACACAGAAGGAUUAUCCUGAGCCUGAGUUUUAUAAACAGCCUUUCUGGAGAAUUGUCACUAGAAAUCAAAAGACUCAAAUCUCCAAUUCUGGGACAUACUUUGCAUACUAGUUUAUGCUGUUGGACAGUCUGUAUUAAAUUUCAGUAGGUUCAGACUAAAUAUACUUUUCAGCAUUGUAGAGUGUCUAGAAAAUUAAUCAACCUCUCCAUUCCUGUUCUUUGCAGAAUUCCUAUAAUAUCUGAGGAAAUAGGGUGUCAUUUUGGAAUGACAGGUAUAUCCUUGAGGCUGGGCUUUAAGUCCAGAGCAACUUAUGCCCAAUUCCUAUCCCAGUAAGUUUGCCAUUACUGCAACUAAGAACCAAACUAUCCAUUACGUGCACAAAUUAAUAUGUGGAACUGUAACUUGGUCUUUUUUUCUUAAAAUGGAAAAACCUCUUCCAGAGUCAAUAACCUGAAGCAGAGAAGUCAGGUGAAGAGGAAGCAUUUAACCCUUUCUCUCUUCCAAAUCACUCUCUCAGAUGCAUGCUUGCAAAAACAAUUGCAUGUAUUGGUAUGUAUCAUGUAUUUAGACUCUGAUUUAUGCACUAACAUCAACAGAACUUAAGAGCCCAGAGGCUCUGUUACAAACCAUCACAUCUAGUGACUGAAUUGGGCUGUAUUAUUUCAAAAGCGUUGAGUGUUAUGCAGAGGGAAGAGAAGGGGAAAGGAUGUGGUUAAUUAAAGAAUUUCAGUUUACUGAGCUGUAUGGUUUAACAGUAGAAAAUAUAACACAUGACACUUCCAUUGCUCGAGAAAGUUGACUGUGUUGUUUUCUUCUUGAUGUUAAUUAAACUAAAACAAUAAAGUUUCAAGUGGUAUGGUGCUUCUUGUAAGUGAUAACGACAAGAGUUAAUUAAACUAAUGCUAGA
Messenger RNA from Eublepharis macularius, 4151 nucleotides. It is a transcript of the gene ZMYND10, whose product is annotated as zinc finger MYND-type containing 10. The coding region runs from base 1216 to 2595 and encodes 459 amino acids. Gene Ontology annotation, biological process: inner dynein arm assembly; outer dynein arm assembly; motile cilium assembly. The transcript is spliced from 12 exons. NCBI's taxonomy places the organism in Eukaryota, Metazoa, Chordata, Lepidosauria, Squamata, Eublepharidae. Gene Ontology annotation, cellular component: centriolar satellite; cytoplasm. The record is from RefSeq and is a predicted model, not a curated record.